UAUAGUAUAGACAAUAAUACAAUGCUUCAUGUAAUGUUGGAUGUUUUUAAAGAUGAAGAUGAAAAUUUCCUUAAGAUGUUGAGUUGUCGUCAAGGUCAAACAGAAGGUGAUGUCAUCAUUGUGUUUGUGUUGAUUACAGACAAGCAUGUUUAUUUAUUAGAUUAUAAAACCGCUACCAAAAAAUUCAUUAUUCAGUCAUUUAUUGCUUAUCAAGAUAUAGAUUUUAUUGUGCACAGCAUAAAUUAUCAGUUCGUUAACAUUGUAUGUAGAAAUAAACGUAACCAGUUUUGGUUAACAACAGGUGAUGAAGUAUUAUCUAGAUUGAUAGUAGACACUAUGUGUGAAGCAGUUGAUGCUAGUGAACUAAAGAUAAGGAAAUUAGCUGUAUUUGAUGAUGCUACAACCCAGAAAAUAUGUCUUAAAAAAUAUAUAACACAGGAAUGUCAUUGUGAGGAAUCAGAAGCUACGCAAGAAAUAUACUCACUGGUAUAUUGGGAAGAUCCUCAUUCAAGGCAAGUGAAGACAGAAAGUUCAUCAAAAGAAGGAAAGUUACUACAGAAAGUUAAAGAUCCUUAUAAAGGACCUGUAUGGAAACCUGUUUAUGUUGUUUUAAGAGAUGGAAUUUUGUGCAUAUUUAAAAGUAAGUCUGACAGUAAACCUGAAGGAUAUUUAAGAAUGGGAGGUGACCAAUGUGUCGGAUGUCGUAGAUCUCAAUCUAGUGAGAAACAUCACAGUAUGGAGAUUGUUGUAUCUAAAGGUGAUAGCUUGUUAUUAGCUGCUAGUGACAAUGCUGAAAUGUGUGAUUGGUUGAUGUGUAUGUGUCGAGCUGUCUCAGAAGGAAUGCAGGAUGAUGGUACACCAUUCAGUUGUUUACCAUGCUGUACAGUAGUCACUAGUAAUAAAGUAUUGAUGUGUCAUGAAGAUGUGCAAACUAGUUUCUUCCGAACCUUAGGCAGUGCCAAUAUAGAAGAUGUUACAGGAAUAAUAUUAGAUCCUGAAGAUACAACCUAUUGUUUAUUAGAAUUUGAUUCACAAGAUACAUCAAUAUCCAGUGAAGAAUGGGUGUUAUACUUUAAUUCAUCUAAAGAAAAAGAGAAAUUCUCCACAGCUUUAUCAGCAUGUUGGAAGAAACAGUUUCAAGUUGAAUUACCUUUGAAUAGUUUUUAUAAUAUAACAUUACAGAAACGAUGUCAAGAAACAUCUAAAAUAUUACAUAAUUCUCUUAAAUUAUAA
This is a messenger RNA of Lottia gigantea (owl limpet), 1233 nucleotides long. RefSeq lists its product as hypothetical. NCBI's taxonomy places the organism in Eukaryota, Metazoa, Mollusca, Gastropoda, Lottiidae. The transcript has 8 exons. Gene Ontology annotation, biological process: positive regulation of membrane tubulation; regulation of protein localization; lysosome localization. The record is from RefSeq and is a predicted model, not a curated record. Gene Ontology annotation, molecular function: kinesin binding. Gene Ontology annotation, cellular component: endosome membrane. The annotation marks the transcript as partial.